GCACAGAUCAAACUUGGUGUAGAGGAGUAGCUAGCUGUCACAAUAAGGGCAGUGAGGCAUGCCUGUCCACAAAGUGAAAGAUGUUUCUGAUUUGGAUUCAAAAGUUCCUCCACACCUCCAGCGGAUCUUCAUACCAAACAUCACACUUGCAUCUGACUGUGUUCACAGUAGUAUAAAGGGUAAAGUGGUUCAGAAGGGCCCUGUUGUAUCUUCCCGACAGAAGGACCACCUGCUUAAGGCUGUUAUUCAAGAUGAAGACAUCCAACAGAGUUCAGGAUCGCACCAUGCAUCAAUCAAUGUCAUUUUUUUUGACACCUUGGCGAAGGACUUCUCACAGUCUGUUGGUCAAGGGGACAUUGUCUUAUUGGCUGGUUUCACUAUCAGGAGGUCACCCACAGAACAGACUGACAGACUGCAUCCCUGCCAUUUGGAGAUGACUGCGAAUGACGCCUGUGUGUAUGUGUGCUCCUCUGAUGUUUCCGCUUCCAGUGGGCCUGCUGUUGCAAGCACUGAGGCUCGCUACACAUAUGUUCCUUUAAACGAACUGAAACCACACAGAAUAGUAAAUGUGUAUGGCGUAGUGACCUUCUUCAAGCAGCCUUUCCCAACCAAGGGCACAGAUUACUGUUCCACGCUGAAGAUCACAGACCAGACGAAUGCUAAAGUGGGCUGCACUAUUUUCAGUGAAAAGCUCGAGGAUCAUCCAAAAAUCUUCCGAAUUGGAGACAUCAUUCGUCUCCACAGAGUGAAGGCUCAGAUGUUCAACCACUCUAUGACCCUACUGACCACUUUGGGCUGGUCUACAGUCACUUUUGACGGGGCCAUUAACACCCCCAUUGAGCCUCGGGCAUCAAGUCGAACUUUCCACUUUAAUGAAGCUGAUAAAUGCACAGUGGAGGCGCUACGUGCGUGGGCAGCGACGCAGUUGGUACAAGCCAGUGAGACUACUGUUCCUCUGUCCUCAGUUCAGCCUAGAAUGUACUUUGAUCUGACCUGCCAGCUGCUAGCAAAGGCCUGCAUGGACACCAGAUGCAUGCUGCUCAAGGUCUGGGAUGGGACUAAAUGUACACAUCCAUUGCUUAGUGUGGCUGUGGCAUCAGAUUCCUUGGAGGGAGAGUCCACUACUGCUCAAGAUCGAGAAAACAUGACAGCCAACGUUCUGGUCUAUGACAACCAUGUGGAGGUAGCCAAGAAGUUGAAGCCUGGAAUGUUCCUGCGUCUGUACAACCUGCACGCAGUGUCUCAGAGAGCUUCAGAGCAACCUGCUGAUGACCCCAACCCGCUUGGCUUCCACUUGCACGGCGGCACGUCAUACGGCAGAGGGCUGUGCGUGCUUCCCUCAGAAAGCCCUCAGCUUCAACCCCUCAAGAGAUUACUGGAGAGCCAUGCAGAUUUAGUUGGGGAAGAUGAGGUGAAUGAUUGCACUCUUCUAGACGUUUGGUAUACUCCUCCAGAGGCUGUUGGUGGAGUGGUCUCUGAAGACUCUUACACAGUUCGGACGUGUGGGCACACGCUGCAGCAGUUGUCUAUUGCUCAUGUGAAGAGAUCAACGCCACCUUUAGUUUGUCAUGUUCGUGCCCAGAUGAAGUCUUACGAGCCACAGAAACUUUACCAGUGCCUUAAACUCUUCUGUCCACAGUGUAAAACAGUAGCAGAGGUGCCUGACGACGAGGUGAUAGGCCAGGUGUUCGAGGACGCUCUGAGAGUCAGUCAGCCUUGCAGUGAACACUGGGCAGUGACCUCUUCAGUCGACUCGGCUUUCCCAGAAAGAUCCAUCAGCAUGCAUGUGUCCUGUGAGAUGGUGCUGAACAACACACACUCACAGCUGCUCUUUCUUCAGGGUGUGAGUCUUGAAGAAAUGUGUGUGAUAUCCAGCGCUCAUAAGAAUGUGGUCCCUGUGCGCUCCGAAGAAGGAAGAAUGAAACUGCUGGAUUUUUCAGCACCAUUUGUCUUCUGUGGAGACAAGCGAUAUUAUGGGUGCAAACGGUGCUCCUGGUCCACGUUUGUGGAGCCCGAGGUUUCUGGAGUAGAGGUGUGGGACGAGCAAAAUGUAACCAAAGCUCUUGGUGUGCAGCUGAUGCAGUAUGUUCUUCUGAUGAAAUUCGAGCUACAGGAUAUGACCGGCACACUCCAAGCUUUAAUUUGGGAAGAUGCUGAAACAUUCUUCCAUGUCAAAGCUGCUGACACAUCAGCCUGUCAGAAUUUACAAGACCAAGUUCAGAACAUCAUGAGCAGGCUUCUGCCACCAGGGAGCAGCAUGGCUGAGCGUCCAUGGCUGGAUUUCUGCCUAAGUGCCUACACUGUAGAGGAGAAUGGCAUGACCCAAGUGUGCUAUCAGGUCAAGAACACAGAAACCAGACAAGAUUUACCCCCUCCACAAUAAGGCCACCUUUUGAAUCAAGGACACAUAGAAGAAACAGUGAGACAGAUUCUGAAUAAAAGGUACUUUAAUCAGAAAUCUGACAGACUGAAGCAUGAACAGCAGCUAAAUAUGUGUACAGCUUUUUUAUAUUGUAUGCUAUAAAUAAUGUGUAUUGUGUUUGGCUUAAAUAAAUUGUUAUUUUUUUUUGGA
This is a messenger RNA of Trichomycterus rosablanca, 2572 nucleotides long. It is a transcript of the gene pot1, whose product is annotated as protection of telomeres 1 homolog. Gene Ontology annotation, molecular function: telomerase inhibitor activity; G-rich strand telomeric DNA binding. The transcript is spliced from 20 exons. Bases 59 to 2383 code for a protein of 774 amino acids. Gene Ontology annotation, biological process: telomere capping; regulation of telomere maintenance via telomerase. Lineage: Eukaryota; Metazoa; Chordata; Actinopteri; Siluriformes; Trichomycteridae. Gene Ontology annotation, cellular component: chromosome, telomeric region; nuclear telomere cap complex. The record is from RefSeq and is a predicted model, not a curated record.